CAACCCACACCCCUGUCCUGUUGUGUGUGCAGUGCUGUCUUGGCAGGUCAAUAUCAACGUCACGUCCUCUGUUCUUUUAACUCUUUUCGAAUCCUCUCCACUACAAACACGAAUCGCAAUUCGCCGACUUCAUUUCACAGGACACCAACUAGCAAAAUAAAGCCCUUCAAGAUAACCGCCGACGACGCAAUGAUCCCCCACACCCAGAAAGCCCGCACCCUCGCCCACAUGAACAGCGAUCACCGUCGCGACAUGCGCUACAUUCUUCUUCACUACCCGGCCAUCCCGCCCGCCCCUGCCUCUUUAAGGGAAAAAGAAGAAGAAGAUGGCGAUGAUCCCAUCAUGCUCGACAUCUCCCUCAGUUCAAUCACCCUCCGUCUGCCCGGCUCCGACACAACCCACUCGGUCGCCUUUGAUCCCCCGCUAGCAGACUGGGGAGAGCGGAGGGCGAGGCUGGUGGAGAUGACUCGGUCCGCGAGAGCUGCGCUGGGGAUCUCGGAGGAGGGCGCCGAUGAGGGUGACGACAGCACGGAGGGGAAACAGGUGGUCGUGGUCAGCGAGUACAUGCCCCCGCGUGCGCCGUACGACUUGGCCAUUAUUAUCGGGGUGCUGGUUUACUCUGCAUGCUUUGGGUUGAUAUGCGCGGGGCUGGUUGAGCGAGGCACGGCGGUCGGAAGGGUGGUGGAGGCGGCGCGGUUUCCUGGUGGAUUGAGAGGUUUCACCUGGUUUGUCAGGGACGUAUUAUUUUGGCCAACGUUGGUGGUUCAUAGUACCGAGACGUGGUGGCUUGAGAGGAGCAGGCUCAGGCAGUAUGGGGUGAAAAGGGGGAGUAAGGUGUGGUGGUUAUGGAUGGGAAGCGUGUUUGUCGAGGGGUUCAUGGUAUUCAAGAGGUUUGAUAUUGUUGUUCAGAGGUUGAGGGCGCAGGCGAAAAAGCGGCAGUAGUAGGAGUUGGGCUGGUUGAGGUGGUGACAUGACGACUCCUUGAUUCCCACGUCGUGACCUAUGUGUCCUAGGUGGUUCACGAAAUGCUCCUCGGAACCUUGUAGGUCGAUCUGAUGGUGCUGGUAGCAGCACCUCGUACCUCGGCUCAAAUCUGUGAUGGAUAGUGGAGUAUAAGGAUGCAACUACUAUACCUCUCCAUCCUUAUCUAACAACCACCUCGUCGCAGUUCAGUACAUACACACUUGCAAAAGACAAAAAUAUAAGUCCGCUAAGAUAACUAGACAACGUCAACACAAAUGUUGAACAAAAGGAAAUGCCCAGUAACAGGAUUGAACUGUUGACCUUCGCAUUAACUUGAUAUAACAGGGAUGUUAUAUUAGUACGACGCUCUGACCAGCUGAGCUAACCGGGCUG
Molecule: messenger RNA, 1356 nt
Organism: Parathielavia appendiculata
Lineage: Eukaryota; Fungi; Ascomycota; Sordariomycetes; Sordariales; Chaetomiaceae
Exons: 1
Coding region: 190-942 (250 amino acids)
Source: RefSeq, a predicted model, not a curated record